Molecule: messenger RNA, 1165 nt
Organism: Lecanosticta acicola
Lineage: Eukaryota; Fungi; Ascomycota; Dothideomycetes; Mycosphaerellales; Mycosphaerellaceae
Source: the annotation of a GenBank genome assembly
AUGUCUUUCGACUUCCAGGGCCUAGCGAUGUGCGACCAUGCCAACUACGACCAACCGUUCUUAGUAUUAUGCUUCCCGAUCGCGAAGGCAAAACCGGCUCUCUUGCACGCCUGGAUUGCAUGCAGUGUAUCGAUGCUUGCCGACAAGUCACCCUACUGGCGGCAAAAAGCCAUUAUACACCACAAGUAUUCUCUGAAAUACUUGCGCGAGGAUAUUCAAGAUGUCUGUGAUGGCUCAGAGGAAUGGCUGAAGGCGACGAUCUUGAUGCUUCAUCUAUUUGAGGUAUGUAGUGAGAAUUCGCUCUGCCUUGUUGGACUAGGCACUGACUGAGCCGUGACAGGCACACGGACCAAGUGAAUCGAGAUCUGCGUUCUCGACAUUGCAUCUGAACGCUGCGCACCAGGUCUUCAGACGAACUUUAUCCAUGAGACUACCUGCGAGCAUACAUGAGCUGAUGCUGCUGGAGGCCUACACCUUAAGGGUAGCUACCAAUUGCUUGUUCGAGCCAACAAGCGACCUACCGCUGGAUUACGUUCUGCGCUUAACAAGGGCCUACCAAAGCGCCUCAUCUGCCUUCGGACUGACCAUUGCUUGGCGUACAACUCCCUGGGUCUUUCCAAUCGGAUUCGAAUUGAUCGAUCACGUCUACAGAUUGUCAUGGCUUGCUCGUCGUCUACCAUUAAACAAACGGCAGAUUCUUGAGGCGUUCUCCAUAUCACGCGUUGUGGCGAGCCCACCCACCGACACCUGGGCAGUGAGCUACUCAGACGCACCGUGGUACAUCAGCGUCGUGGGAAAUCUCUUCAAGUAUGCCUGCUCAUGCUUGGUCUCUAUCAUCCUCGCCUCAUCAAAUCAAGUGGCCCCCAAUGUCGACAAAAGUAUCAUCGAGGGAUUGGCAGCUUUGGAAAAGCUGACCGAGCAAAGAGGAGUCCACCCGGGCUUACCGUGGGCACUUGCGAUUCUGGGAUGCGCGGUCAGCACCAGGACCGAUCUGAAUCGUUGUCGAAGUAUUGGUGCGCGAUUACAUGGACCAGCGGGCGGAGAAGUCGUGGCCAGAGUGCUGGUUUUGAUCGACGGCGUGUACGAGCUGAAGAGUGCCAGUGCCGGGAGACUUUCAGCGCAGGAUCUGAUCCAUUUCAUAGAUUCGCAGACAAUAUUUAUUUGA